AUCCAAUGCCACGAGAAUACGCUCUAUAACUUAGGACACUAUGACUCUAAUAAUACCACUUCCAUUUCAAAGCAAGACCAUAUCAAUUGGGCCUCUCAAUCAAGAUGCUUUCUCGCAAUUUGGAACCGUAAUCUCAAAUCCCUCGCCGUCUCUUACACCGCACCCCCAUCUACAAGACCUCCCGCCUCAAGCCGUCUUAGCAAACCAAGGAAGCGCACUCAAAUACCUAGAUAUUACACAUAUGCGAAACUUCUACAAUGAAUCCACCACACCAGGAAAGGCAGUAAUGAACAUGUUCGUCUGUGCGCCCCGUUCUCUACUCUCAACCCCGGAUUCGACUGGGUCAAUGACAGGCCAUUUCAAAGUAGAGAUACUAGAACGGCAUCCUUUCACAACGCAAACUUUCAUCCCACUUGGUCUCUCAUCUAAAGAUUCGCAACAAUGUCAAUACCUCGUUAUCGUAGCACCGAGUUUGAAGCCGUCAGAGCAAGAUGAAAGCUUACCUGUUCCUACGCCUACUGCGGCAAAUUUGGAAAAUGAAAGAUAUCCUGGGAGAGGCUUACCGGAUCUCAAUGGUAUCAAGGCUUUCUUGGCGGAUGGUUCACAAGCAGUAACUUAUGGAGCGGGGACCUGGUAUGGACUUUUUCUGAAUGCCAUUCUACUCCACAAUUCAUCAUUUAGUCAACAAGGCUAAUACUCCUUUCAAAAGGCAUGCACCAAUGGUAGUUAUUGGAGAGAAACCAAUAGACUUUGUAGUGGCACAAUUUGCAAAUGGUGUAGGAAUUGAAGACUGCCAGGAAGUGGAAUGGAAAGAAAAAGGCGACGACCGUGGCCUUCUCGUUGCGAUUCCCCAAACCAAAGCAAAAUUGUGAGAACACUUCCGGGAAGCCACGAGGCUGUAUUGUUCAUGAGCUCAAUUUCAGACAAUUUGCAUGACUCGGCAUGGAAGACAGAGUGGAAACGCGACCAAUACGCCUUUGUGAUAUUCAAACAAUAGACUCAGUAGCCUUGAGGUAGAACUUCCACGCUUUGCCUUUUUGUUCCCGCAUCAGAACUAGGAAAUAGCACUUUCCCACAAUACUGUUAAUAGAGAAGGCGUGGAGCAGGGAGAGAUCAAGCUCGUAGCUGGACGAAUUGCAAGUGCUGAUCUGAUCCACCUUGUGACA
Hymenoscyphus albidus is the source of this 1166-nucleotide messenger RNA. The record is from the annotation of a GenBank genome assembly. Lineage: Eukaryota; Fungi; Ascomycota; Leotiomycetes; Helotiales; Helotiaceae.